AGUCCUAUACCUCCACUACACUACUUUGAUAUAUGCAUCAGUGGGGAAGUGAGUCUAUGUACUGAAACAGCUAUACACCUCCCCUCCACCACUGACCCUUUUGUGUUUUUACAAAAAACUCUCCUACAUCAGUGCGUUGGUAUUACUGUCCUUUCAGCAUCAAGAACCUGUCACACACUUAAGGCCUAUAAUCGAUAUAAAGACUUCCGGUAUUCACAUUUCCAGAAAGAAGUGUAUAUAUUUGGUCUGGUCGAAGAAGCACGGUUUCAUGGCUUAGUGAAUAGAAGCGGAUAAUUAUGAGUCUGCUGGUCUUGGAAAGAAAUUAUUAAUCACUGUCCCAAGACCGAGUAUCCUACAAAUGUAUCUGACACCGAGACAAGACCGAGACACUCAAAAUGUGGACUGGAGACCUAGACCCGUAUUCAGUACUACAACACGGGACUGUAUGUUCGUCAACAGAAACAGAACGGAGGGUAAGAUGCGGUGUAUUUACACAGCAACACAGUCUAGUCGGGAUAACGACUCGUCUGCCUCUGUUCCACUCCCUGGGAUCAGGGUCCAGAGCAAGUAGAACAUCCAGCGCUGCAGACUCGUUGAAGUAGAAUUUAUCAUCCAAAUCGAGAUAAAUAUCCCUAAAUAAAUCUGCAAUCAUGGGUGAAUUCCUGAAAUACAUUGACUACGAUCACAAGACCAGUUUCCUGAAGAUGUUGAACCAGCAGAGGAUGGAAGGGGACCACUGUGACAUUGUGGUUGUGGUGGAGAACGUUGAGUUCAGAGCUCACCGCUGUGUCCUGGCCGCCUGCAGCAUCUACUUCAAGAAGCUGUUUAAAAAACAGAACGAUGUGGACAACUCCAUCGUGGAGCUCGACUUCAUCCGUUCAGACAUCUUCGAGGAGGUCCUCAAUUACAUGUACACCGCCAGGCUCGCCGUCCGCAAAAAGGACAUCAACCUCAUGAUGUCUUCCGGACAGGUCCUGGGGAUCACGUUCCUCGACAACCUGUGUUCACAGAAACGUGAGCCCAACAUGAAGCCGAGUCGUGAGAACCAGGCGCCAGGGGACGGUAUGAGAGCCCAGGAUGCCAUUUUGAAAGAGUUGGCCAUGGAGGAGGUGAGGAAGAACAGCUUCUACGAUGGAGGGAUGGAGGCCAUGGGCUCCGGGGGGCCUCACGGGGUCCCUCCUCACUUCGGCGGGAACAUGUCUAAAGACCCCCACAGCGCCCACGGCUGGACCUCCUCUUCCUCCUCCUCCAGCGAUAUGAAGCUUGACUACCUGCUGUACGGCCACCGCUCUGACGGCAUCCACCCGGGAAUGAAACCAGGCGGAGAUGGCCCCAAGAAAGACAAGUCCCACCUGGCCCACCGUCCGUUCGCCUGCGAGGUGUGCCCCAAAACCUUUACCACCCAGGCCCACCUCAAAGAGCACCUGAAGAUCCACACGGGCUUUAAACCGCACCGCUGCCUGGUCUGUGGCAAGGCGUUCAUACGAGGGCCCGACUUAAAGCGGCACGAGAGGGUCCACAGCAACGAGAGACCCUUCGGAUGCCAGAUGUGUGAAAAGGCCUUCAAGCACAAGUCCCACCUGCGAGACCACGAGCGGCAGCACCGAGGGGAGAGGCCCUUCAACUGUGGCUCCUGUGAAAAGGCGUUCAUCAAAGCGUCCGACCUGAAGCGCCACUGGAACACGAUGCACAGCCAGCGCAGAACGCUGUCCCCCGCCGCCGCCGCCCCGGGCAGCAUCCAGGGAGACGCCGACACGCAGAGCCAGAGGGACUGGAAGCUAGAGGCUGGGCCACACUCGUAAGGACAGACUGUUACACACACACACCAAGCAUACAUAGUGACACACACACACACCAAGCAUACAUAGUGACACACACACACACCAGGCAUACAUAGUGACACACACACACCAGGCAUACAUAGUGACACACACACACACCAGGCAUACAUAGUGACACACACACACACCAAGCAUACAUAGUGACACACACACACACCCCAAGCAUACAUAGUGACACACACACACACCAAGCAUACAUAGUGACACACACACACACACCAGGCAUACAUAGUGACAGACACACACACACCAGGCAUACAUAGUGACAGACACACACACACCAAGCAUACAUAGUGACACACACACACACCAAGCAUACAUAGUGACACACACACACACACCAGGCAUACAUAGUGACAGACACACACACACCAGGCAUACAUAGUGACAGACACACACACACCAAGCAUACAUAGUGACACACACACACACCAAGCAUACAUAGUGACAGACACACACACACCAGGCAUACAUAGUGACAGACACACACACACCAAGCAUACAUAGUGACAGACACACACACCAGGCAUACAUAGUGACAGACACACACACACCAGGCAUACAUAGUGACAGACACACACACACCAAGCAUACAUAGUGACAGACACACACACACCAGGCAUACAUAGUGACAGACACACACACACCAAGCAUACAUAGUGACAGACACACACACACCAAGCAUACAUAGUGACAGACAGACACACACACACCAAGCAUACAUAGUGACACACACACAUGAAUACACGGCCUGUGAUAUGUAUUGAUGUGUGAUACCCUGAUGAGAAGACGAAAGGAUCGUAACUUGUCUGUUACUGGCAUGACCCAAUGGACUCUAAUCUGAUCCUGUUGAAUCAUUGAACUACGUAUGUUUUUCAUUUAUCCCCUCCCAAAAAAAAUCAUGUAAAAAAAAAUAAUAAUAAUAAUGAUGUAAAACUUUACUUGUCUAUCUAGUUCUACAACCAGUUAUAUUUUUCACAGGGACAAACAUUGUUACUAUUUAGAGGGGGAGGGUCUUCUCUAUAAUAAUAAUUAUAACUUUAUUACACUUUAUCUGUAACAUUUAAGUGUUUUUAUUUUUGUUUAACCUUCCUGGAUUUUAAAAGAGAGAAGAAGAAGAAGAGAGAAAAAAUGAUUCUCUGCAUAAAAUGUGUUGUUCCGUAUAUUCUCCUACAUGUUGAUAGUUUUUCUUUAUUUUUUUUUAUGGAUGUUUAGUUGUGCUGAUUGAUUGAUAUUUACACUGUAUAAGGUAACCAGAGUCACCAUUCUUCAUUUUGAUACAGGUUAAACCUUGGGCCUUUUUUUGUUGUUGUUGUUGUUGUUGUUGAUGGUGAUAGACAGCAAGGCUCCCAAGUCAAUUCUGGAAGUUAAAAGUUAAAAUCCAACCUUUUGAUUUGACAAGCAAUGUGAAUCAUCGUCUGCUCACACAUUAGCAGCAUGAAUCCGACUAGAUUUUACUGUUAUACAGUAUGACUAGCCCAUCAUCAAGAUACCAUCGGAGAGAGAGAGAGACACCACGCCUGUAUAUACUGUAGUGUGCCUAGUUGCACAAUUUAAAACCAUUUAGAACACAACACCGUUUUAUGCACAUUUUAGCGUUGUUCUCUUACACACUGAAAAUAAAACCAUAUUUGAUGAGUUGA
This is a messenger RNA of Oncorhynchus masou masou (cherry salmon), 3484 nucleotides long. Its product is annotated as zinc finger and BTB domain-containing protein 14-like. NCBI's taxonomy places the organism in Eukaryota, Metazoa, Chordata, Actinopteri, Salmoniformes, Salmonidae. Gene Ontology annotation, cellular component: nucleus. The record is from RefSeq and is a predicted model, not a curated record. Gene Ontology annotation, molecular function: DNA-binding transcription factor activity, RNA polymerase II-specific; protein binding. Gene Ontology annotation, biological process: regulation of transcription by RNA polymerase II. The transcript has 2 exons. The coding region runs from base 651 to 1802 and encodes 383 amino acids.